AUUUAGUAGCUAUGACAACAUGACACAAAAUGGCUAACGGAGAGAAAUAUUUUUUCGUUUAUGUUCCUAAUUCUUAAAACAUUCUUUGGUCAUGUUUUGCAAGCAACAUUGCUGAUCAUAAGCCAUGUCACACAGCUACUACAACAAACAAUGGGCCGAGGCUCAGGCCACCUUGACAGAUCUCCUCCAGCAGGAGCAGCCACUGGAACCUCCAAAACCGGAGAGGGACCGUUUGGCAGCUUUCCAGCUCCUAGCUACCAUGUACAUAAAGUACAUACAGAUCUUUCGCCGCCUUGAGCAGUCAUAUGACCAGAUCGUCCAUCCACAGAAGAGGAGGGUGUUGAGACAUGUCCUUGAUGGGGUCAUGGGUCGCAUCUUGGAACUGAAGCAUGAGAUGGUCAACCUAGAGUUCUCGGAAUACCACUAUUUCGAUGACGUUCUCUCAGAUCUCAAACUCACACCAAAUGAUGUGGAAAUUCCCAUUCCAAAGUAUUUUAUUAUGGAAAGACUGAAACCGCUGAAGGAGAGAGAGAAAGUUCUUGGACAGAUUUUGGCCAAAAUUGGUCCUCAGGAUCUUGAAAAGGACAAAGAAGAUAUUUUGAUGCCGUUUGAAGAAGCAAUUCGUCUUAUUCAAAUCCACGAACGUGCCAGACAGGGCCGACUGAGGGCAAAGUUCAUGAGAGAGAUUCGACAGCAAGAAGCGAGAGAGAAAAUACUGUCCACAAAAGUCGCUCCCACACUUGACCGCGACAUAGCAGCCAUGAGGAUUCAGAAGGUGUGGAAGGGAUUUGCACAACGAAGAAAAACAAAAAGAGAAAGAGAGGAGGAAAUGAUCUUCAUAGGAAUGUCCCCUCCUCCAAUGCCAGCCAGCAUGAAGAUCAACGAACAGACUCUGGCACUGAAGACCGAGGAGAGUCGCCGUCGGUUACAGGAACAGAAUGAGCAGGAAUACCAGCAAGCCCUGAUCACCAUCAAAGACAAGAUCCACGAGGCUGAGGGUCCUGACAUCAAGGAGACAAUGAUGGAUCAAAUCAGACAGUGGUUUAUAGAGUGCAGAGAUGCCACUGGAAAGUUUCCUGAGUACCCGGAUGAGGAUGAUGGGGGAUCUGCAGUUAUUUUUGCAAAGAAGACUCCAGAGGAACUGGAAAAAGAGCUGAAAGAAAAGGAAGAUGGCAAGGAGAAAAAAGGCAAAGGUGACAAAAAGGGAAAGAAAGAUAAAAAGGGAAAGAAAGAGAAGAAGGAAAAGAAAGGGAAGAAGGGGAAGAAAGGAAAAGGGGAUGAUGAGGAUGAAGAAGAAGGGUGGAAAAUGAACCCAUCGGAGUUUGUUCCGGCCAUUGACGAAGGAACCUCGACUUACAAAGGCGUUUGGCAGACUCGUGAUGAGAGUGACAAUUUUUCACAGAAGCACGACUCAGAGUUGAUCAAGGAAGAGAAGAGAAAAGAAGUGGAAGCUGAAAUCAGACUUCAAGUUGAUGAGCUGAUGAGGAAUGAAUUAAAAAACCUUAAAAUUGCUGUUGACCGAGACAAGGGAGGUAAGAAAGGCAAGAAGUCUGGCAAGAAGAAGAAAAAGAAGAAGAAGAGUGGCAAGAAAGGCAAAAAAGGCAAGAAGAAAGAAAAAGAUCUCACACCUGACAGAACAAUAGAGGACCUGUACGAAGAGCUGGUGUCCCAGGGAAUCAUUGUGAGGACCCCACAGGUCAAGCUGUCUGACUUCGAAGGGGAGUACAGCUAUCUGGGAACCACCCUGAGACAGGCCAAUGUUGAACCGAUGCCCUCGCUCAGCGACGUUCGACGACUGGUUACUGACUUCGCAAUCCUACCCCUAGGUUCUGCAGCAUGUCACGAGAGUGCUCCCCUCACCAAAUCCAUCCUGCUGGCAGGACCCCGCGGAACCGGCAAAAAGCUUCUAGUCCACGCCAUUUGUCACGAGACCGGUGCCAACCUCUUCGACCUCAGCCCUGCUAACAUUGCCGGAAAGUAUCCUGGUAAAGACGGACUCAAAAUGUUCAUGCAUCUCAUUUUCAAGGUUGGCAGAGCUUUACAGCCAACUGUGUUUUAUAUUGGAGAAUGUGAAAAAAUGUUUAAGAAGAAAAUUCCAAAAACGGACCCGACUGACCCCAAAAGAUUGAAGAAAGAACUGCCUAAGGCUUUGAAAACGAUCAAAUCUGAUGACCGACUCCUGCUGGUGGGCACAUCACGCUGCCCGUUUGAUGCCGAGAUGAAAGCUCUGAUUGGCUGUUACAACAGAAUCAUCCUCAUUCCAAGACCGGACUAUGCAUCAAGACAUUUGUUGUGGAGAAGUUUGAUUAUGAAAAAUGGUGGUGUCAUUUCCAACAUGCUGGACGUGAGCUCUCUGUCCAAGGUGACCGAUGGAUACACUCCUGGCCACAUGGUCACCGCAAUCCAGCAAGUUCUCACAGACCGGCGAAUCCAGCAGUUGGCCAAGAAACCACUACAAGCCGUAGAGUUCAUUGCUCCCCUAGCCAGGAUCGAUCCCAUUUACAAGGAAGAGGAAGAGUCUUUCAAAGCCUGGUACAGUAAGACUCCACUGGGGAAGAAACGAGCCAAAGCGGCCCAAGGUGAUGAUGAUGAUGGAGGAGGAGGAAAGGACAAAAAGGGAAAGAAAGGCAAGAAAGGAAAGAAGGGAAAGAAGGGAAAGAAAGGCAAGAAGAAGAAAUAAAAGACAAAUUAAGUGUCGUUGCCUGGAUUCAAGUGUUACUGUUGAUCUAUGUGCAGUAUGUUUCUUAUUUUCACUCAAGAACAUUCCAUGUUUCACAGAUGCUGUUUUUCAAAUUAGUAUCUGUAUUAAUUUUAUUGGACAAAGACAUCGCACAAUAAUUUGUAAAGACCUUUGAUCCUCAUUUCGCUGUUUAAGAAAUCAUUUCAAAUGUAAAUAUAAUAUAGAGAGGUCUGUGUCUAUGUCAGUGAAAAUCUAUUCAGACAAGCAAAUGUGCCUUGGUGGUCAUCCAGUGGACAAGUAAACAUUUUCAGUGCAAUUUCAUUUAAUCAUCCUGGUACUUGAAUAAAAUAAACCAUUUAUUUGGACAAGUGAAAAUAUUGGCGGACAAGUAAAUUUCUUGAUGUAUUUGUCCGGUGGACUAGUAAAAACACCUGCAUAUUUCUUUCACUGUAUGUAUAUUUUUAUUUAUCACAUUUUGUAAUAAAUUCAGUGAUUCUGGUUUCCAUUUCACCGAUUGGUCUUGUUUACAGAAAACUGUCUUUAAUGUGCAUGUAUCUUCACUAAAUUCUGUACAUACUUCACAAUUUCUUCUUUUUUUUCUCUCUUUUUUUUUUUUACAUUUCAAAUUAUUUUCGUGUUUAUAUGCAAUUAAGGUUCAAGCACGCUGUCAUGGGCACACACAUCAGCUAUUUGGGCUGUCUGUCCA
Molecule: messenger RNA, 3386 nt
Organism: Gigantopelta aegis
Lineage: Eukaryota; Metazoa; Mollusca; Gastropoda; Neomphalida; Peltospiridae
Product: dynein regulatory complex protein 11-like
Exons: 18
Coding region: 125-2680 (851 amino acids)
Molecular function (GO): ATP hydrolysis activity; protein binding; ATP binding
Source: RefSeq, a predicted model, not a curated record